This is a messenger RNA of Kwoniella shivajii, 420 nucleotides long. RefSeq lists its product as uncharacterized. The coding region runs from base 1 to 420 and encodes 139 amino acids. The transcript is spliced from 3 exons. NCBI's taxonomy places the organism in Eukaryota, Fungi, Basidiomycota, Tremellomycetes, Tremellales, Cryptococcaceae. The record is from RefSeq and is a predicted model, not a curated record.
AUGCGUUUGAUUACUUUCGCCAUCAUUUGUUUGGCUUUCCUCGUAGGGUCAUGUUUAGCAGCUCCUGCUCCUGCUCCUGCUUUACCUCCUACUCCAGUAUCCGGUUCUGGAUCUGGAUCUGUUAAUCGAAGAGACAUGGCCAGAAGAGGAAUUAGGGAUGGUAUGACCAAUGGUGAAUUGAUCGCUAGAGGUUUACCACUCAAUAAUCCCAAAAGAUUGUAUGAUCCCACUGCACCUAAACCUUUGCAAGCUCGAGCUUCGCGACGAUCUCUUCCUAAUGAUUUAUAUAAUGAUGGGUUGUCUAACGGGGAGAGGAUCGCGAGAGGUCUUCCGCUCAACAAUCCCAAAAGACUAUAUGAUGCCACUGUAGCCAGAGCACUGCAACCCCGAGUUUCGGCUGCAAGACGAGCAGAGAAUUGA